Colletotrichum abscissum is the source of this 1071-nucleotide messenger RNA. RefSeq lists its product as uncharacterized. The transcript has 9 exons. The record is from RefSeq and is a predicted model, not a curated record. Gene Ontology annotation, molecular function: zinc ion binding; DNA-binding transcription factor activity, RNA polymerase II-specific. Lineage: Eukaryota; Fungi; Ascomycota; Sordariomycetes; Glomerellales; Glomerellaceae. Gene Ontology annotation, biological process: regulation of DNA-templated transcription. The coding region runs from base 1 to 1071 and encodes 356 amino acids.
AUGUCUUCGCCGACUUCAGUAAACACCACGGACGUUGGCGGGAGAGUAUACAAACGUCGACCUGGCGCUUGCGAGACUUGCAAAGUACGAAAGCGAAAAUGCGAUGGUGGCAGGCCGAGCUGUGAUAAGUGCCUCGAUUUUGACGGUCUGGUAACAGCCGGCUGGAAUCUUUCAAAUCUGCAGACAGCCAACGACGAGAGCACUGUCGACCAUCCUGUUCGUGCUUUCACCGCAUCUGAACCAUAUCUUGGGUCGAGAUACAUAGGAGAGACUGAGAUUUCACGACUCUUCGAAGAUGUGGCGCUUAUUACACUUCACGCGUUCUGGCUGCUGUACACCAUCGAAAAGCCGUAUCGAUUGCGAAACGGACAAGCUUCGGCUUUGAAUGAUGCCUACAUCGACCACGAGCCGAUGUCUUCCGGGAUCGAAGCUAGAAAGCCGUUGAUGCAAACCUUUGGGGUUCAUUACCGUCUAGCUCAAUGUUGUGCCAGGAUAGCAAGCGACUUUGACAGUCAGGAAGCUCUUUCACAGUCUAUGGUCUUCACAUCAGAGAAUCUAGACAACUGGUUAGAACAGCUUCAACAGUUGAAAGUUGACGUCUUCACGACACGGCAUCAGCCCGCAUUAGCUAUGACGUGGGAUCCGAGAAUCGCCUCACCGAAUAGUCCGUGUAUGACACCUUCAGAGGGGGAUAUCUCAGCAAGCCUACUCUACUUCGAGCUAGUGUUGUGCGUCUGUGGACGUUUUUCAGCUAGUUCUUUGGGUGACUCAAGCACUGAUAAGAUUGAACAAAGGGUUCUUGAGUCUGCUAUUGAUAUCUUGAAAUUACUCGUCGAGGUCGAUCCCACCAAGGCGGGUACAGAUCAGAAUUUGGUGCGCAUUGCCGUCAGUUCGUUCUGCCUCGUUGCGACUUUCAUCUCAAGGGCGAAUGAGCGGGCCACGAUCUUCAGAUAUCUGGUUUCAACGCUCGGUUUCUUCGCUCGGAUGACAAUCAAUUCACCACUCAUGACUCUGGGGAAAUUCAGCUCCGUGGUGGACUCAGUGCAAAAGGUACUCAAGAAUGAUGGUUGA